This is a messenger RNA of Bursaphelenchus okinawaensis, 665 nucleotides long. Lineage: Eukaryota; Metazoa; Nematoda; Chromadorea; Rhabditida; Aphelenchoididae. The record is from the annotation of a GenBank genome assembly.
AUGAUAUCGUUAAAGUGUUGUCGGGUGUUGCAGAAUGGCCGACGCCUUCAAGCCUUCUUAAGGAAUACGAGGAGGUUAACUACAGAACAUACAGAAUCAUCAGAACCAGAGUUUUCAGAGUUGAUUGAUGAGAUGGUCAGCACAACAGAACAAAAGGUAAGUCGAUAUAUGUGGCAGAGAUAUGUUUAGGAAACCAAUUUUGCCAAAUUGUUCAAGAACUCAAAGUUUGUUCAAUUGGGAGACUACGACGGACGAUUGGUGUCUGGUAAGAUUGUUCACCGUGUUGGAAAUGACCUUUAUAUUGACUUUGGGUGUAAAUUCAAUACUGUUUGUAAAGCGCCAGAAGACAGCGAGUAAGUAUAACAUUUUUGGCUAUAAUGAUGUGUUUUACGUACCUGAAACGAAGGAUUUUACAUUUAUAGAGGUUAUUUGGUCGGAGCUAAUGUACUGGUACGCUUACAUGAUCCAGAACUGUCAGAACGUUUCCUUGGUUCAAGAUAUGAUCUCACGAUUCUCGAAGCCGAUGCCACGCUUAUCGGGUUGUAUGGAAGACGACGAACAGGUGAGUGUAACAACAAUAUUAUUCUCGGUGUAACGUUUUUCACGAAAUUUAAGUUUAUUAUCAUAUUUUACGUAUUUUAGCGGAAGAAACAAAGACGCAAUAG